GGCUCGGCCUUCUGGAUGGCGCCAGAGAUGCUGCGAGGGGAGCCGUACGACCGCAAGGUGGAUGUGUUCUCCUUCGGCAUCGUGCUCUGUGAGGUUCUGGCCCGGAUCUCUGCCGACCCAGAGAUGCUCCCCAGGACACAGGACUACGGGCUGGACGUGGAGGCCUUCAGGCAGCUGGUGGACGACUGUCCUCAGCGUCUCCUGGAGCUCGCCGCCAGCUGCUGCAUGGUGGAGUCCUUCCGGCGGCCGGCGUUCACUGAGCUGCUGGAUGAGUUGGAAGAAGUCUCAGAGAGUCUGGAGCCGCCGCCGCCAUCCGACGCCACCGCGAGCUGAGUCGUCCGCCUCGGGGAAGAAAGAAGCCCCUUCCGUUCAUCCGCAGGCCGGCCGCCGAGGGUCCGGGAGGAUUUGGUCCCCGUCCGGGGGAGAAGGAAGCUGGACUUGGACCCCCG
This is a messenger RNA of Pseudoliparis swirei, 449 nucleotides long. Its product is annotated as dual specificity testis-specific protein kinase 1-like. The transcript has 4 exons. Gene Ontology annotation, biological process: actin cytoskeleton organization; protein phosphorylation. Bases 16 to 333 code for a protein of 105 amino acids. Lineage: Eukaryota; Metazoa; Chordata; Actinopteri; Perciformes; Liparidae. Gene Ontology annotation, cellular component: cytoplasm; nucleus. The record is from RefSeq and is a predicted model, not a curated record. Gene Ontology annotation, molecular function: ATP binding; protein serine/threonine kinase activity.